Cladophialophora yegresii CBS 114405 is the source of this 729-nucleotide messenger RNA. RefSeq lists its product as uncharacterized. The transcript is spliced from 2 exons. Lineage: Eukaryota; Fungi; Ascomycota; Eurotiomycetes; Chaetothyriales; Herpotrichiellaceae. Bases 1 to 729 code for a protein of 242 amino acids. The record is from RefSeq and is a predicted model, not a curated record.
AUGGUCCGCUUUUACAUGUGCCGACACGGCGAUGCGGCACCCAGUGGGAGCUCGAAGUCAGGGAACCCAUCAACACUCGAAGCCAAUGCUACAUUUAUCAAUAUCACGCAUCCGGCUCAGCGCCAGGAUGCGGAAACCCGGAAGAAAGUAGCCCAGUACAUCGGAGUCAAUUUCCGGAAUCGAUCGAGACCUCUGGCAAGAAGGGAAGCCAGCGGCCCUGGCACGAAGCCAGGUAACUCCAAGCCACCGUCCCGGAGACAGCUGCGGGCAAAAGGAGCUCCAAUCCAAGAUUGGGUCGAUCGAGACAAGCACGGGUUGAGGUCAGACCCAUUUGCAUCGUAUCCUAUCCGACGACAGGACUGGCUCCCAGAGGCGGUGGACUUCUUCUUGAAUGCAUACGGGCCGACGCAUCUCCUCAGGCGCACAGCAGAUGGCGCCAUUAGGAGGUAUCAAAGGCGCCCGGAACGCACGACAGAAACUUCCCCUGUACACCAGUAUUUUCAGUAUAGCCUGGAACAUCCUGUCAUGUUUGAGGCUCUGAUAGCCCUAUCGCUAUCCAAUCUGCGGAUUCAUCACUGGGAGCAGGGUCAGGUCGACAAGGAGACGGCGUACCACUAUGGCAACGUCUUGAGCAGUCUUCAGCAGACAUUGAGGGAAGGUGAUGGCUACCGCGAGACUGCCGUUCUCUGGGCGAUUCUUGCACUCCUGGAGCUAGAGGUACGUGGGUAG